AUGGGUGUCGCAGACCUACAAUCAGAGAAGUAUGGCGACGGCCAGCAGAUAGUUGACGGUCCUGCUUUCGACCAUGAACUUCCUCCACUUCGAUCGACAACCGAGCGCAAACUGAUGGCAAAAAUCGAUUGGCAUAUCCUCCCAUGUCUCUGCGUCCUUUACCUCUUAGCUUUCCUUGACCGUGUGAAUAUCAGUAACGCUGCUAUUCUCGGUCUUAAAGAUGACCUCGGCAUUGCGACUGGCAACAAGUACAACAUCGCGUUGACAAUCUUCUUCGUUCCAUACAUCAUUUUCGAAAUUCCGUCAAAUAUUCUACUCAAGAAGUUCAAGCCUCAUGUUUGGUUGCCACUAUGCAUGUUUGGGUUUGGACUUGUGAUGGUUUGCCAGGGUCUUGUCCAGAACUGGGGUGGGUUGAUGGCAACCCGUUGGUUCCUUGGUGUUUUCGAGACCGGCAUGUUUCCAGGAUGCUUCUACUUGCUGGGCAUGUGGUAUAAGCGCAGUGAAGCUCAGAAGCGUUUCAGUUUCUUCUUCAGCUCUACCACACUUGCUGGUGCCUUCGGUGGUAUCCUGGCAUAUGGUAUCUCCAAGAUGAGCGGGGAUCGUGGCUACAACGGUUGGCGCUGGGUUUUCAUCAUCGAAGGCUGCAUCACCUGUGUGGCUGCCUUCAUCCUCUUCUUCUGCAUGCCUGAUUUCCCCGAGGAUUCCAAAUGGUUGACUGAUGAGGAGCGCGAGUUCGUUCAAGCGAAGUUGGCAAAAGAUGUUGGAAAGUCUGCUCACCACGUCAACAUUGGCCUCCGCCAGGUGCUUGACGUUUUCAAAGACUACAAGAUCAUAAUUGGAGGUUUUAUGUACUUUGGUCUCAUUGUCCCUGCUUAUGGAUACGCAUACUUCGCACCAUCCAUCAUUAAGAGUUAUGGAUACAGCUCGGCCGUUACCCAGCUGUAUUCCAUUCCACCUUGGGCAGCUGCCUUCGUCUUUUCCAUGAUUAUUGCAUUUUUCUCUGAUCGCCUCAAGCAUCGUUUUGCAUUCACGAUCAUUCCUAUUUGCAUUGCUAUUGCUGGAUUCGCCAUGCUUCUCUGCAUCCACGGAGAGGCUCACAAACAUGCCGAGUACGCGGCUCUUUUCCUGGUUACAUGCGGUUCUUACAGCGCCAUGCCGGUCAUUGUGUGUUGGUUUGCCAUGAAUUUGGGAGGCCAUCACCGCCGGAGCAUCGGUACAGCUUGGCAAGUGGGAUUUGGAAAUAUUGGUGGCAUCAUUGCUACUUUCUCUUUCAUGACUCAGGAUGCACCAUUCUACACCAAGGGGUACAGUAUUUGCAUUGGAUUCUGCUGCCUAUCCAUCAUUUCGUGCGCUGUGUACGUCCUUUCGCUGUGGCAUGAGAACCGCAAGCGCGAUAAUGCUGCCGUGGACCCCAAUACUGUCUCGGAGGAGGAGGAGACAUACCUAGGCGAUCUUGCGCCUACGUAUAGGUACACGUUUUAA
Messenger RNA from Penicillium angulare, 1482 nucleotides. Its product is annotated as putative MFS transporter. Gene Ontology annotation, biological process: transmembrane transport. The record is from RefSeq and is a predicted model, not a curated record. Gene Ontology annotation, cellular component: plasma membrane. The transcript has 8 exons. Lineage: Eukaryota; Fungi; Ascomycota; Eurotiomycetes; Eurotiales; Aspergillaceae. Bases 1 to 1482 code for a protein of 493 amino acids. Gene Ontology annotation, molecular function: transmembrane transporter activity.